AUGUCGUCAGGCAAGAGGCUCCUCACCGUUUUCGGUGCUACCGGUCAACAGGGUGGCAGUCUGAUCCGUACUGUCCUCAAGACUCCUGCUUUGAGCUCCAGGUAUUCGCUUCGUGGCGUCACUCGCGACACUUCGAAGCCAGCUGCUCAGGACCUCGCCAAGCAAGGCGUCGAUGUCGUCCGUGCCAACCUCGAUGACGUCGCCUCGCUCAAGGAGGCACUCAAAGGUUCCUAUGGCGUGUUCGCCGUCACCAACUUCUGGGAGUCCAUGGACGGCGCCAAAGAGACGCAGCAAGGUCGCAACAUUGUCGAUGCGUCCAUCGCGACCGGCGUCAAGCACCUUGUCAUUUCCAGCCUGCACAACGUCAACAAGCUCACCAACGGCAGCCUCCAUGUUCCUCACUUUGACAGCAAGGCUGCCAUCGACGACUAUGCCGAGUCGGUACGACAAGACAAGAUCGAUAUCUCCUACUACCACCCAGCAUUCUUCCUCCAGAACUUUGACGGCAUGGCGCAAAAGGGCGAGGAUGGUUCCUACAGCAUCACCUUGCCCAUCAACCCUUCCACCAGAGUUCCUUUCAUCGAUGCCGUCGCAGACACGGGCAAGUGGGUCGCCAGCAUCUUCGAAGCGGGCGCGGUCGCCAAUGGUCAGAAGGUGCAAGCUGUCAGCUUUUGGUCCGAUAUGCAAUCCUUCAGCUCGGACCUCGGCAGCGCACUUGGUAAAAAGGUCACUUACAACAACGUCCCCGCCGACGUCUUCAAGAGCUUCCUGCCCGCGGCCAUUGCUGACGAACUUACCGAGAACAUGAAGCUCAUCGAUCAGUACAGCUACUACGGCAAGGACUCCGAAAAGGCGCAGCCGGAAAGCGACGCGUUGCUUCUCAAGGAUCUUCCGCUUGCUAGCGUAAAGUCGUGGGUCAGCACUUCCAAGCUGCAGUAG
Messenger RNA from Pseudozyma hubeiensis SY62, 939 nucleotides. Its product is annotated as dehydrogenase. Lineage: Eukaryota; Fungi; Basidiomycota; Ustilaginomycetes; Ustilaginales; Ustilaginaceae. The record is from RefSeq and is a predicted model, not a curated record. Bases 1 to 939 code for a protein of 312 amino acids. The transcript has a single exon.